This is a messenger RNA of Vitis vinifera (wine grape), 1698 nucleotides long. RefSeq names its product probable diphthine methyl ester synthase. The record is from RefSeq and is a predicted model, not a curated record. Gene Ontology annotation, molecular function: diphthine synthase activity. The coding region runs from base 316 to 1173 and encodes 285 amino acids. The transcript is spliced from 7 exons. Gene Ontology annotation, biological process: protein histidyl modification to diphthamide. Lineage: Eukaryota; Viridiplantae; Streptophyta; Magnoliopsida; Vitales; Vitaceae.
AAAAUUCCCAUACCACAAAAUGUUUUUAAUGGAAGGCUUUCCCUUCUAUGAUAUUUUACGCCUAAAAGCUUUUUAUUUUAAACCGUUAGGGUUAGGGCACAAGGCCACAACAUCUUUGACAACGUCGAAGGGCAUACACGGUAAAAACAACGUGCAAGCAAACGGCCAUCCAUCAGUCGUGAAACGCCGUCAAAUCUUAAGACGCGUCAAACGACGUCGUUUAAACUUCCUCGUCUCGACCCUGCGGUCAGAAAUUGCCAUGGCAAAACCCUAGAAAGACGUAGGGUUUAACAAAACAGACAGAGGAUAGGAGAGAUGUUGUACAUAAUAGGCUUGGGCUUGGGCGAUGAGAGAGACAUAACGCUGAGGGGCCUGGAAGCUGUGAAGAAAUGCAGCAAGGUCUUCAUUGAAGCCUACACUUCUCUCCUCUCCUUUGGUCUUUCUUCCAAUGGUCUUUCCACACUGGAAAAUCUCUAUGGGAAACCAAUUACGCUUGCAGAUAGAGAAAUGGUGGAGGAAAAAGCGGAUGAUAUUCUGUCCGAUGCUCGUCACUCGGAUGUGGGUUUCCUUGUUGUUGGUGAUCCUUUUGGAGCUACAACACACUCUGAUCUUGUUGUUCGAGCAAAGAAACUGGGGGUGGAUGUCAAGGUGGUUCACAAUGCAUCAGUGAUGAAUGCAAUUGGAAUUUGUGGCUUACAACUUUACCGCUAUGGGGAGACUAUUUCCAUUCCAUUCUUCACUGAAACAUGGAGACCUGACAGCUUUUAUGAGAAGAUCCAAAGAAAUCGUGUGCUUGGAUUGCAUACCCUCUGCUUGUUGGAUAUACGUGUGAAGGAACCCUCGCUGGAAUCUUUAUGCAGAGGAAAAAAACAAUAUGAACCACCAAGAUAUAUGACAAUAAACACUGCCAUUGAGCAGCUUUUGGAGGUUGAACAAAUGCGUGGAGAAUCUGCAUUCUGUGAAGACACUGAUUGUGUUGGUUUUGCCCGACUGGGAAGCGAGGAUCAGAUGAUAGUUGCAGGCUCAAUGAGGCAGCUGCUCAAGGUUGAUUUUGGAGCACCUCUGCAUUGUCUUGUCAUAGUAGGCAAGACACAUCCAGUGGAAGAAGAAAUGCUGGAUUUUUACAAACUUAAAGGAGAAAGUGCCGAGUCAAAACAUAACCAGACUGCAUGAUUUUGGCUCAAUUGGGAUUGAAGUCAAUGUUCCCUCUUUGUGCAGGAUUGAACUUCUUGUCAACAUGUCAUACGGUUCCUGCUAGCUGUAGUAAAGAAGCCAAAGGGGGGAUCCGCCAAACACUUUUUAUUGGUUAUUUUUUUAACCUCCAUAAGAAACAGAUAGAGGGUAUCAUGGUUGGGUGUGUUUGGAGUGGCAACAGCACUUCUCUUAAUUCAAGGACCUGCAUUUAGGUGGUGUACUUCUUGCCUCAGCUUCCUGCAUCAGCUGGAUGGUCAUUUCAUUAUGGUUGCUGGAAUGCCUGCCUGCUGUAAUCUGUGCAACAAAAAUUUGUCUGGGUGAGUUCCAUUAAUUAUAUUGUAUCAGAGUGACAUGCUUUCCUUUCCCAUGGUCUGAUUAUGUUUUAUUUAUAAUCGCAAUUUUGUGAGUGAGAUCAAUCUUUUAAGCUAAAUGAACAUCGAGAAGAUGAAAGGAGGAUUUACCCAAAAGUGAAGAAGUUAAAAGUAUUUUAUUGCUUUGUUUUUA